Molecule: messenger RNA, 2013 nt
Organism: Paramisgurnus dabryanus
Lineage: Eukaryota; Metazoa; Chordata; Actinopteri; Cypriniformes; Cobitidae
Source: RefSeq, a predicted model, not a curated record
UUUUAUCGGUUGACCCAGCACGUGGGUUGUUUGUGCUUUGAACCUCAUCGUCACAUCGUCACCAGAGUCAAGCACAUCGAGAGCUCGUCACAGCAGAGAAACUGACUGCUCAUCGAAUAAAGGCGAAUAAAUAAUAAAAGAUCAAUGGAUAGCUUUGUCAUUAACACUUUGACAGACUGGCAGCUGACAGACCUUCUCGAAAGCUUUAAAGAGGAGGGGAUUGAUGAGGAGAGUUUUCUUCUUUUAGAUGAGGCUACAAUCAACCAGUUGAUCCCAAGAGCUGGCCCUCGGCUGAAGUUCCUAAAAAAAUUUAGAGGACUUGUAAGAUGACAUGAAACGCUAAUUUAUUCAGUUUUCCACACACGUUAUUAUUUCAGACGGAUUUUCUUUCGGAAUAUGGGUUAUACUUGCUUUAAGUGCAAAAGGCAAAUUUCAGGGGGUAUCAAGAGUCUUUUUAUGCAUUUACGUGCAGUACACCAUGUAAACUCAGCAUCAACAUAUUUCCAGUGCAGUGAAAGUGGUUGUGGUAGGACAUUUUCUUACAUAUGGUCUUUUAAAAGACACUUGGAAAAGGAUCAUAACGUUGUAAAUACUCUUGAUGACCCCUUUGAAGCCACACCUGUUGAUUUAAAUAAUGUUGAAAUGCUGAAUGCGGAUAUGGAGCCAGCACAGGGAGAUGAGGAAGUUGAGGAGGAUUGGGAUGAACUACAGCCAGAGUGCAUUACCAAUCGGGUGGCCCUCUUUUUAGCCCACCUUAAAUCUAAAUCUUCAAUGACAUACUCAAACUUAAACUUUGUAGUUCAGCAUACCUCCAGUUUAAUUAAUAAUAUUGUCAGCAGACUGCAAUCAAAGACUAUGUCUUUAUUUCGUCAGUUUGGUCUUGAUCAAAGCCCAGAGGUACAAGAGCUUGGGGUGGAGUUCACAGAAGCAGCUGAGCCUUUCAAAGAAUUGGCGACAGAUUAUAAACAGAUGAAGUAUUUUGCUAAAUCUGGAAACUUCAUUCAGCCAGUUGAGGAGAUUCUAUCUGGGGUUUCCUAUGUUCAGCCAAUGGCCUCUGCCACUGGAAUUGUUAGACAAGUUGCAGUUCCUGAUUCAUAUCACCGUAUUCCGUUAAAGAGCCUUUUGACCAAAAUUCUUGAAAUUCCUGGGAUUUUACAGGCCAUGUUGGAAUGGCAGCGCAGAGAGGGUGAUGCAAUUCAGGAUGUUUUUGAUGCAGAAUUUUGUAAAACACAUCCAUUGUUCCAGAGUGAGGUUUCAAUCCCACUUGUGAUUUACCAAGAUGAUUGUGAGAUAGUAAAUCCCCUUGGUUCUAAGACUGGGAUUCACAAGUUAGGACUAAUUUAUUUUAUCUUGAAGAGCUUGCCACCAGACCUGCUAUCAAGUUUGCAGUCACAGUUCCUAUUAGCAGUGUACAAAUCUGAUGAUGUAGCAACCUAUGGCCUUGAUGCAAUCCUGCGCCCUAUCGUGGAUGAGAUCAGAUGUCUAGAGAGUGAAGGCAUCUUUGUUAAUACCCCCAACUAUCAAGGUGUUGUCAAGUUCACAGUGAUCCAGGUAGUUGGAGACAAUUUAGGCUUGCAUACCGUUCUUGGCUACAUUGAAAGCUUCAGUGGAAACUAUGUGUGUCGCUUCUGCAAAGCAGAUAAAAGGGGUGUGAGGUAUCUAACGCUGGAAGAUCCUGCACUGUUGCGUGAUCGCAAUAGUUAUGAGGCAGAUUUGCGUACAGCUGACUCCUCCCAGACAGGUUUGAAAAGAGACAGUGUCUUGAACAACUUGUCUUUUUAUCAUGUAUCAGACAAUGUGGCAGUUGACAUCAUGCAUGAUGUACUGGAAGGGGUGGGGCCCUAUGAAGUCAAACUUGUGUUGAAUUCACUUAUUGAGCAAAAGUAUCUCACACUAGAAAAGCUCAAUUACAGAAUAACAAGCUUUGACUAUGGAUUUUGUGAUAAGGGUAACAAACCUAGUGUCAUAAGCAAUCUCAGAAACCCUGAAGCCCCCAUGCGGCAGUCAGAAUAG